This is a messenger RNA of Symbiodinium sp. CCMP2592, 660 nucleotides long. NCBI's taxonomy places the organism in Eukaryota, Dinophyceae, Suessiales, Symbiodiniaceae. The record is from the annotation of a GenBank genome assembly.
AUGCAGCCCAGGCUGCUCGUGGCUGCUGCCACGCUCUUUGCACGUGCUUCUGGAGCCUUCUGCGGAGGCUUGCAGCUCCUGUCCGGAAGAGGGCGGGAAACUCGAACACUUCGGCUGGCGACAACGAUCGAAGGAGAUGAGUUUAAGGCCGCCCGGGAGCGCAUCCGGCGAAUCCAGCUCGGAUUGGGGCCCAACGACCCUUUGCCGGAAGAGGACGAGGAGGACGCAGAAGCCGAGCCCGAGGUGGUCCCCGGCCCCGCCACAGGCACUUUGGACCUUGCGGAGGCAGGUGCUGCCAAGGAGGCAGUGGAGGCAAAAGUGUCCGGGAAUGUCACGGUGACGGACGUGGCCGAUGAGGAGGAAGUUAAGGUUCAAGAUGCCUUUGCGGGAUCGGAGAAGGAUGUGCCGGAACUCCAGCCAGAAACUCCGGACAAGCCGAAAAAGGAAGGCAAGUUCAUUUUAUUCCAGCUGGCAGAGGACCUGCAGGUCGUCACACUGCCAACGCCAGGUGAAGUUGCCCAGACCUUUGGUAUCGUCCUGCUUCUCGUCGCAGCCUAUACAGGCUUCGUGGCGGUGGUCGACUUCAGUGCCCAAGAGGUUCUCGGACAAGUUUUCGCCGACUUCUACAAGGCCGCGCGGCCUGAGGCGCCAUCCAUGUGA